AUGAGGCGCAUGCGCGCGGUGGGCGGGCGCUGGGGCAGCGGCGCGGUGCGGGGGGGGCGGGCGGUGCUCGGUGCCGCCGCCGGGAGCGGCGGGCGCGGCGGGGCCGCGGAGGAGGCCGAGGCGGGCGGCGGGCGGCAGGGCUGGCGGGGCGAGUCGCGGGGCUCGCCGCAGCAGCUGGCGGAGCGGUACGCGGAUUUGGCGGCCAGCCACAGCGAGGCGCUGCGGCAGCGGGAGGAGCGCGAGUGGCACAACGCGCGGCUGCGCCAGGAGAACGCGCGGCUGCGGCUGGAGAAUCGCCGCCUGCGCCGCGAGAACCGCUGCCUCUUCCGACAGGCCCUGCUGGGGCCCGGCCCCGACAAGCCCCCCGCCGACCCGGGCGAGGAGGCGGAGGCCCUGCGCGCCCAGCUGGGGCGGCUGCAGGAGAAGCACCGCCGGGCCUUGCGGCAUCUGCGGCGCUGCCGGGCCGCCGGUGGGCCCGAAGCCUCGGGAGCCGAAGAAGGGGAAUUGGAGGAGCUGCUGCUCGAGGAGGACGAGCAGCCGCUGGAUAAGAAGAGCCUGGUGCCUGCCGUGUAGGCGGCCCCGGAGGAGGGGGCGGUGCCGACUGGUGCUGCGGGCCCUCCCCGCUGCCUGGGGGUAGGGGCGGGUCACGCCCUCUGCUCUGGGCUGUGGCCCCCGUGCGGCGCGGGGAUUCCCCCCACCUCCGUCGAUCGAAACGGGAUCGUCGCACGGAAAGGGUGGAGGAGGAGUUCUGGUUUGUUAAUCUUUUUCUCAGAUGUAUACCCAGGUUCAUGUGGGAAGCUAAGGCUUGGAACACGAGAGGAAUCUCUCAAAGCGGCUGUUGUGGAGAAAAGAACCGCGAGGAGCAGAGCGCUUGAUCUCGUGUCAUCCCACAGCAUUGAACUGUGCCUCCUCUAGAGCUGUGGAUCACCUUUUUUCUGUUGAGUUAGCGACUGUCAUGUAGUCUUCAAGAGCCAUGGAGACUGACUAGUUCUUAGUAGUUGGUGUAUGUUAGGAAGAGGAGUGGAGCAAGCUUGAAAGCUUUUGUCAGUGCUCCAGUAAAAGUUGGUGAUCCUUUGAGCUAUGAAUUGCCUUGGACACUUACUGCACAACACUAUUUGUAUUUGUAAUGAUGGCCUUCGUUCACCCUCACAUGAAUACUGAUUUGAAUUUCACAUUUUCACACAAAACUGCAGCUACUAAAUAAACUUAUGAUACACCAAA
Molecule: messenger RNA, 1221 nt
Organism: Haemorhous mexicanus (house finch)
Lineage: Eukaryota; Metazoa; Chordata; Aves; Passeriformes; Fringillidae
Gene: TUSC1
Product: tumor suppressor candidate 1
Exons: 1
Coding region: 1-573 (190 amino acids)
Source: RefSeq, a predicted model, not a curated record